AUGGGAGUCAAUUUGCGCGAUAUGAAACCGCCGUCUCACUCCCUCACCGGAUUCAACGGAGCUUCCGAGACGAUGAUCGGAAUGAUCAAGCUCCCAGUCUACGCUUGUGGAGUAACACGCACAGUCAAGUUUUCUGUUAUCCAAACAAAGGCUCCAUAUAACGCAAUCCUCGGGACCCCCUGGUUACAUUCGAUGAAGGCAAUAUCAUCGAUGGAUCAUCAGUGCGUGAAGUUCCCAGGACCGAACGGUCAAGUGCAGACACUUCGCGGGGACCAGGAGGCGGCACGUGAUCUACUGAUUGCAACGGUGAAGAUGCAACAAUCGACUCCUCGAAUCAACGCAAUAGCAAAGCAAAUCCAACCUCAAAAAGAUGAGAUUCUAGAAGUCGCGAUCGACGACUCAGACCAAAGCAAAGUAGUCCGAGUCGGCGCUUUCCUCUCCGAAGAAAUGCAACGCGCGAUGAUCAACUUUCUGAAACGAACGCAUCAACAUCCAAGCAUCAAGCCUGUUCGCCAAAAGAGACAUAAGCUUGGCCCCGAACGAAGCAAGGCCGUCAACGAAGAAGUCGAGCGACUCCUCGCAGCCGGUUCAAUCGCCGAAGUAUGA
Molecule: messenger RNA, 606 nt
Organism: Brassica oleracea var. oleracea
Lineage: Eukaryota; Viridiplantae; Streptophyta; Magnoliopsida; Brassicales; Brassicaceae
Exons: 2
Coding region: 1-606 (201 amino acids)
Source: RefSeq, a predicted model, not a curated record